AUGACAGAAAAAAAGGCAGAAGAAGAGACAAAGAGUCAACAAUAUCAUCCCCAAAAAGAAAGGGAUGAUGAGAAGAAAAAUAACACAGAUGGCAAGUUCAAACCCAAGGAAGGCGAUGCAUUGAAGAUAACAGAAAAAAAGGCAAAAGAAGAGACAAAGAGUCAACAACAUCAUCCUCCAAAACAAAGGCAUAUUGAGAAGAAAAAUAGCACAGAUGGCAAGCUCAAAACCAAGGAGAGCCAUACAUUGAAGAUGACAGAAAAAAAGGCCAAAGAAGAGACAAAGAGUCAACAACAUCAUCCUACAAAACGAAGCCAUAAUGAGAAGAAAAAUAACACAGAUGGCAAGCUCAAAACCAAGGCAGGGUUGGCCGAACCUACUGAUAAACAUGAACGAAAAGCUCAUUCCAUGAUGACGAAAAGGGCACAGGGCAAAGUCCAGAACAUGGAUUACAAGAAGUUGGAAGAAUUGCUCCAAAGGAAUCGGGGUGAUGCUCUUCUGUACUUAGCAUCACCUGAAAACAAUUUUUGUGCGCUUCUUGUGUCUGAAAAGGUGAAAGGUGAUCUUCUCCAUCUUCUCUUGUCUGUGUUGGUUUAUGUAGGCCAGGCAGAUCACUUGCGAAUGCAUCUGAUUAAAGUGCUUAACAUAACCAAUGAAUCACCAUUGCUUUCAUCAGUCGGCCCGGUUCAGAGUUGUAUUAUCAAGAUGGCUUUUGUUCAAAACAUCCAGGCUGUCGAUGUCAAAUUUCUUGGCAACGUAAUCAAGUUGGUCCAGUUACUUCUGACAUAUCUGUCUCGAUCCAGUUACCUACACGCUAGCUCUCUUUUACCACUAAUACAGAAGGUAGUAGAUGGCAAGGCAGACAGUGAUAAUAUUGAGUGCCUUAAAGAACCAUUACUGCAAGCCACUCAGAUGAAAGAUGCUGUUGAAAAUGACCUAAGACUUGGGUUUCAAGCACAAGAUGCAAUAAGCACUCCUAAAGAUCUCACAACUGUUCCCAAUGAUUUUCGUGAGUUUAGUAUAUUUCCAAGUAGAGAAGACCUUAUCACCAAUGAACAACCUUUCCUGAGGGCCAACAUCGUGAAAGGAAAGUACAGUUCCGUGGAUCAUUAUCUUGAUGUCCAGUUUAGGCUGCUGCGGGAAGAUUUCAUAGCACCACUUCGUAAUGGCAUCAAAGAGUACUUGGUCAAUUUGGAUCAGGGCCAAGAACAUGCCAGGUUGUCAGAUGUUAGGGUAUACCAUAAUGUCCACUUUCUAAUGCCCAAUUGUGCUAAGAAUCAAAUCACUUAUCCGGUCAAGUUUGAUGUGUCGAGGCUCUCCAGGGUCAAGUGGGAUUAUAGUAAACGACUGAUAUUUGGCUCCAUGGUAUGUUUGUCAAAGGACAGGUUUGAAACUGUAAUUUUUGCAACAGUUGCUGAUAGAGACCCAGAGAAGCUUCAGGAAGGUAUUAUUGACCUCCACUGUGAUGAGGCGAGCCUUGCAGUGCUUGCCACAAGCAUGCAUGAGGUUUUUGUGAUGGUUGAGUCUUCUGCCUAUUUUGAAGCAUACCGUCAUGUCUUGAGGGGUCUUCAGGAGUUGAACCAGGAAAAAUUACCCCUUCAAAAGUACAUUAUUGGCUGUGAUAGUGCGCCCAGACCACCGAAAUACAUUUUAGCUUCCGGCCUGCCAUUGGACCUCACCUGUCUAAUUGACACAGAUGUUGUAGGACGAGAAAAGUUUGAAGCAGUUGACAUUUUCAAAGAAGAUACUUGGCCAAAUGCAGAGAUGCUGAACUUAGAUGAAUCACAAAGUGCAGCAUUGAAGAGUGCACUAACCAGGGAAUUCUCUGUCAUUCAAGGUCCACCUGGAACGGGAAAAACUUACAUAGGUUUAAAGGUGGCGAGAGCUCUUCUGGCAAAUAGACGAAUGUGGGCAUUUGAACAUGUACAAACAGGACAGAGACAGGACAAUGGCAAUGGCACCCAACACAAUCCUUUAAAUUUGUUUGAACCAGAAGAGGGGGACCCAAAAGAGAGAGAUGUUAACAGACCGAUACUGCUCGUAUGUUAUACCAAUCAUGCCCUAGACCAGUUUUUAGAAGGCAUUGUAAAGUUUCAACCCGACAAAGUUGCAAGAAUUGGAGGAAGAUGCAGUUCUGAGGAUCCAGUUCUUCAGAACUGCCUUCUGUAUAAUCUAAAAAAAAGUCAUUUAAUUGACUGGGAAAGAAAGAGGGAAAUUGACAGUUUGCGUGGGAAGCUUUCAUUAUUGGAAAAUGAAAUCCAUUAUUUUACAAACAUGUUUCAAUCCUCUAGAGUUAUUGGAUAUGGACACUUACACAGCUUUAUAUCUGAAUUGCAACUGCAGUCACUGCUGUAUGUUGCAGAUGAUGUUUCAAGGCCAUUUGAUUAUUGGCUUCAUGCUGAUGACCUCAAGAAAAUUUUACAGCAAGAGAUUGAACAAAGGUACCAAUUUAAGAAUAAAAGUCAGUCUGCUAGCAAAGUUAAAGCAGAUAUUGAUGAAACAAACCCCCAGGCAAGUGAUAGUGGUGUGGAUGAUGGUCACCGGCAUUUACCAGGGUCUGAAGAGAAAACAGUCAACCAAAAUGAGGGAUCUGAUGAAGAUACAGCAGGUGAUGAAACAAACCCAGAAAGUCACAAUGAUGUGGCAGUUAGGCACAAACCAUUUGCAGGGUCCGAAGAGAAAAAAAUUGACCACAGUGAGGGAUCUGAUGUUUCUGAGCCUAGCAACUCAAAAGUAAAAUUGUUGGAUGAAGAGAAAUGUCCAGAUGAUGAUACAGCUGCCAGAUUUAGGUCACCAGAGACAAUGGGGGAAGAGGUAGAUACAAGAAGUGACAGUGAAAGUCAACUUGAUAAGGCAAAUGGUUAUAUUGCUGUAAAAGGAGAGGCUGAAUUAUUAACCGAACAACGUGAAAUCAUAGAAGGAGAAUAUGAUUUUGAAUCAAAUGAGAUGAUAUAUAACCAGUCCGAUGGAUUAUUAAAUGAUGCCCAAAAUAUGGUUGCUGACAUGAAUAUUUUGAAGACCCCACAUGAAGCUCAGCAUGUAGUAAAACAUGAGGGGAUAACAAAGGAUGCAGAGUUACACACAUUUGGGAAACCUUUAAAAAUAUCAAAAAAAGGGGAAAAAGAAAUGCGAAAGAAGAUGAAGAAACUUGAACGUGACAUUCAGCAGGCUAGCUCUUCUGAUGACUACAUGACUGAAGAUGAGGCAAACAGCAUAGAGAACCUUUGGGUUCUCUCCACUGUGGAAAGAUGGCGUUUGUAUCGUUAUUGGAAAUGCUUAUUUAAUAACGACAGUUUUCAGCGCCUUUGGUAUCACAUCAGAGAACACAAUCGUACUCGGCUUGAACUGCAAGAAAUGAAGGAUGAUGAAGAUUUCCAGCUGCUUCAAAACAUGCAUAUAUUAGGCAUGACUACAACUGGGGCAGCAAGGUAUCACCACAUCCUCAAAAGACUGCGUCCCCGGAUUGUUAUUGUAGAAGAAGCAGCAGAAGUGUUAGAGUCCCACAUUGUGACGGCACUCAAAGAAGAAUGUGAGCACUUGAUUCUCAUAGGAGAUCACCAGCAGCUUCGACCAAACCCUGCUUUUUAUGUUCUGGCCAAGAAAUUCAACCUAGACAUAUCCCUCUUUGAAAGAAUGGUGCGAAACGGUAUGCACUGUGACAAACUGGCCAUACAGCACCGUAUGCGACCUGAGAUAUCACGUCUUCUGGUGCCUGAAAUAUAUGACCAUCUUCUUGAUCAUGAGUCUGUUUUCCAGUAUGGGAAUGUGAGAGGAGUUGAAGAAAACCUUUUCUUUAUUGACCACAAUUUUGAAGAAGAAACUGACCAUGAUUCCAAAAGUCACUCCAACAAACACGAAGCGACCUUCCUUGCUGCUCUCUGCCACUAUCUCAUAAAUCAAGGUUACAGUAAAUCACAGAUCACCAUUCUGACCGCAUACACGGGCCAACUUUUUGAAAUGAAAAAACACUUCCCAAAUAAAUUUGAAGGGAUUCGAGUGACACCUGUGGACAAUUUUCAAGGAGAGGAAAAUGACAUAAUUCUUCUCUCUUUAGUCCGCAGCAACAAGCAAGAACGCAUUGGUUUUCUCAGCACUUCAAACCGUGUUUGUGUGGCUCUGUCUAGGGCGAGAAUGGGCUUCUAUUGUAUUGGGAAUGUUACGCUAAUGUCACGGCGAAGUAGCCUCUGGGAAAAACUGGUCAAUAAGCUGAAAGAACGGCAACAGGUGGGCACUAAACUGACUUUGUAUUGUCAAAACCACCCCAAAACGAAAUAUCAAGUAUCAAAGAAAGAAGAUUUCCAGCACAUGCCUGAUGGUGGGUGCGGAUUGCCAUGUGAAUUUCGCUUGGAGUGCGGCCACGUAUGUGCACGUAGCUGUCAUCCUUAUGAUGCAGAUCACAAGCUGUACAAAUGUGAAAAGCCAUGUGAAAAACGCUGUGACUCUGGACACAAAACCUGCAAGAGAAAAUGCUAUCAGAUUUGUUCGCCGUGCAGUUUUGAUGUUACUGUUCGAUUGCCAAAAUGUGACCACAAAAUUAAAACCAAAUGUUACAUAGAUCCAGCUGACAUAGUUUGCCGAUUCCCAUGCGAACAAUAUCUUCACUGUGGGCAUAAAUGCAAAAACUUGUGCUCUGAACCAUGUACUAUGCAUUGUAAAGACCAAGUUUUGAAAUAUUUACCAUGUGGGCACGAGCGUUUCCUACCUUGCCACCAGGAUAAAGCCUUUGCAACAUGCCACAAAAUUGUAGAAAGACAGCUGCCCUGUAACCACGUGGUAAAUAUUGCCUGUCAUACAGAUAUAUGUACAUACAAAUGUACUGAAUUGAUGCAAAAAAUUCUGCCAUGUGGGCAUGAGUUUGAAGCGCCAUGCUACCAAAACGUAACAUGCCGCAAAAUUGUAGAAAGACUGCUGCCCUGUAACCACGUGGUAAAUAUUACCUGUCAUACAGAUGUAUGUUCAUACCAAUGUACUGAAUUGAUGCAAAAAAUUCUGCCAUGUGGGCAUGAGUUUGAAGCGCCAUGCUACCAGGACGUAACUAACACAGAAUGCCCACUACGAAUUACUGAAACGCUUCCUUGUGACCACACUCUUGAAAUGAAAUGCCACGAAAAAAGCGCAGACUUAUCUCAUCGAUGCACAGUCUCUGUAGAAAGAUCUUUGCCCUGCGGACACACGGGGAAAAUGGCUUGUCAUCUAGAAGUGGGACAUUACCAAUGCAGACAAAAAAUGAUGCUGACAUUCCCAAAGUGCAACCAUCAAGUAGAGGUUAAGUGUGCCACUAUAGAAAAAGUCUUGUCGAAGGGAUGUCAGUUGCAAGUGGAACGAAUGCUCUCUUGUGGCCACCAGGUCAAGGCAAGUUGUGGAAUGGCUGAAAAGGAAUUAGUUGAAGCUUGUCCUGCUGUCUGUAAAAAAACACGUGCUUGUGGUCACAUCUGUGAGGGAACAUGUGGUUCUUGCAGACAAGGUACCCGCCACAUCCCGUGUUCAAGCCCUUGCUUAUAUGUGUUUCCUUGCGGACAUCCAUGCAAGGAGAAGUGCAGUGACGUAUGCAAACCUUGCUUCUUAGGUUGCGAACGAUCCUGCGCUCACCUGACAAAAUGCAGUAAGAAAUGCAGUGACUUCUGCAAGCGUUGUCCUCUGCCAUGCGACUGGAAGUGCUACCAUGUCCAGUGUAAGAGCCUCUGCUCCGAAAUCUGUUCAGAUCGCUUAAUUUGUGAUGAGCCUUGCCCGGAAAAACUAUGCUGCGGCCACCCUUGUAUUGGGAUGUGUGGGGAACCAUGCCCAUUGCUGUGUCGAAUAUGCAGCAGGAAAAGCAGAGUCUUUGCCGGUUUGCCACCCAGGUCCCGCUUUAUCAGAGUCCAACCGUGCAACCACGUCAUCGAGGUGACCAAGAUGGAUGCCCACAUGGCUCGCCAAGGAGAUGUAGUGACACUAGCCCCAAAACGGUGUCCUGUACCAAGCUGCAGGAAAAUAAUCCAAAUAUGCCCUCGAUAUGGAAGGGAACUGAAGACGUACAUUAAAGCCAAGGACGAGGCUUCAGCAAUUUUAAGAUAUGAAUAUUCUCUUUGUCAGCAAGUUCCCAAGUCUGCUAAGUUGAUAACAAGAAUAAAGGCAUUGGAUUCUCCAAUCUGUGCUGAGAUAUUUGAUUUUUGCAGCACUUCUGAGAUCGAAGGUCAAAAAGUACAAAUGGAUAAAGAGACCUCCCUGAUGUUGCUGACAAUGGGCACCAUUUUAGAUGCAACAGACGCCAUCAAAAGGUAUGGUCACACCUUAGUUUAUAUUAACGCAGUGUAA
Lingula anatina is the source of this 6294-nucleotide messenger RNA. Its product is annotated as NFX1-type zinc finger-containing protein 1-like. Gene Ontology annotation, cellular component: nucleus; nuclear RNA-directed RNA polymerase complex. The record is from RefSeq and is a predicted model, not a curated record. Gene Ontology annotation, biological process: regulatory ncRNA-mediated heterochromatin formation. Lineage: Eukaryota; Metazoa; Brachiopoda; Lingulata; Lingulida; Lingulidae. Gene Ontology annotation, molecular function: helicase activity; zinc ion binding.